AGUGUGAGAGGAGACUGUUCAGUGGGCGCCUGGGCACCACCGGGGAUGGAGCCGUCUCGUGUACCCAGGGGUCCGGCGCCGCGCCUCGUUUUUCUAUUCACCACGCUUGCACUGUCAUUUUCAGCCACUUGUCUGCUGUGCAGUGCAAUAAUGUCAGAUCAUUGGGAGGAGGUUGGAUGGGACAAGGAGGACUUGAACAAAGCCAAUGUCAGCCCCACGUGGUAUUUAGAUGGCCAGGUGGCGAUGUUGGAGCCAAUGCUGGACCAUACUAAUCGCUACACAACUGGAAGGCCAACUUUCCUCGUACCAAUGCACGGCGGCAUCUGGACAAUGUGUGUUUCCCUGAGUGAUGAGGAUAUUCGUCUCCUGAGUCAAGUAGGUUUUCCCCAGGAGCGCUGCAUAAAUUAUCUCACACCCGACGAGGCACACGAGGAGAUUCGUGCCGCAUGGCAGAGCAGAAUGCAAAAUCUGAGUAUUUCCUGCUCCAUGGUUUGCCUCAUCGUCCUGGGGAGUGCAGUACUCGUGGGAUUUUUUGGCCUCUGCAGGCAUCAGAUAUCAGCGGUUCUCGUGACGGGUGUCAUGUAUCUUCUAGCAGCGACCUUUGCCCUAUUCACCCUGACGAUAAUCCACUUCAAGCGAGCACAAGACCGUAAUGCCAAGAUUAUCGAGGGUCCUGAGGACGGAGUUAUUGGUGGUCCUGUACCCAGAAAUCUGCUCACAGCUCGUCGCUUUACAACCUCGUGGAGUAUGGAUUUCGGUUGGGGUGGUGUGACACUGUGCGCCCUAGCCUCAGUCGCAUGGAUAUUGCUCAGUAAAAUCAUGAGAUUCAGUCCAAUAGCGGCUAUGAUAGCGUAGCAGCGGGACGCCUUCGAGGUCUAAUGGCAAAGGAUGAAAGAGCAAAGAGGAGAUGGAGAGGAAAGGGCCUGAAUCAAUUGACAUGCUCGACGGAGUGAGAAUCAAGACAGAUAAAUCCAGCGGGGGACAAAAAAAACUAAGAACAAAGGGAAUUAUUUUCAUUCUAUCAUUUGAGAGAGAAAUUCGUGGCAAGAUCGAAGAUGGCUGAGCGCAGUGGCAAAUUAUUCGAAAAGUUAACGUGUAAACCUCGAGGGCAAUUGCAAUUAAAACUCAUUAUUAAUUCGAGUGAGAGUUUAAGAGGGCGGAAAAAAAUCAAUUAGUCAGUUUUGCUUGGCCGAAGUCCUCCACCGACUUUUGUACAAUUUUACACGAUCGCGGGAAAAUGGAAAAUUUGUUGAUAGAAAUCCUGAGAAGGGAAAAGUUCUAACCGUCCGAUAUGACAGAAGAAUGCAAGUCCGAUCGAUUCGGUGUGACAAAUAAUUUCAAGUGCCGCGCGCCACCCGCUUCUUGUCCGCUCAUCUGUGUGGGAGGGCAGUAUACGUCCUCUGCUCGCUUCGCCCGCCAGCCCCUCAUGCGGUGAAGGAGGAGAGGUACCGAGCGAGAGAGAGAGAGAGAGAGAGAGAGAGAGAGAGAGAGAGCCGAGUGAGAUUGUUCCCAGUUGCAUUCACUUGGGUCAAUCAUGAAUUAAGUACCAACCCCUUUCGGCAAGACACUCGGUAAAAAGUGCAGUUUUUUAAUGUUUCAUUUGUUUUCAGACUUCUCGAGAAUUUUUUUAUCCGCCAAUUAUGGGUUCUCGGACAAUGGAAAUGAAUUUUAUCAUUGAAUGUGAGAGUUUCAGGGUGAAAUAACGCGAGUCGAUUGUUCGCGGAGAUUUCCUCAUUGAUUUUAAUUUUAUGCAAUUGUUUGAUUUUUAGAUGAAUCGUUGAAUUUAUUUCAAUGGAUGGAGCUCUGUUUGUUUUGAAUGGAGAAUGAAGCCGCGUUAAUUCUGGUAUUGUAUUUCAAUACCAGAAAUAUUCACUAUUGAUGUUGAAGAGAAUACACAAAAUGAAUGAAUGAAUCCGUGAAAAAUGAAUGUUUAUUCAUGUUUCUGUAUGAUUGAGUCGUAUUGGUUGGCGUUGUUUUCACUCGACUGACGUUUUUUUUUAUUAUUUACGUUGAGGCUUUGCUGUGGUAUUCCGAGCGUCAAAUUCAAAUAAUAAUCAAGGUGAAUUCGAGCCAGAGGUAAAUAAAUCAAGGAAUUUUUUCAAUGCAUUGAACUGAGCUCGCCACGCAGGAUCAAGCUUUUGCUAACAACAAUACCUGCUAGACUUUUUUGUAAUAAAAAUGAAUGAUCAAAUAAAUAUGAUUAAUUGAUGUACCAUCAACUAGUACGAAAAUAAACGGAAAGAAUUUUGAGAAA
Messenger RNA from Diachasma alloeum, 2254 nucleotides. RefSeq lists its product as uncharacterized. The record is from RefSeq and is a predicted model, not a curated record. NCBI's taxonomy places the organism in Eukaryota, Metazoa, Arthropoda, Insecta, Hymenoptera, Braconidae. Bases 46 to 855 code for a protein of 269 amino acids. The transcript has 5 exons.